UGCCUGCGCAUGUCAAGGCUGAGUGAACACUCCUGGAUUAGGAGAGCUCAGAGCUGGGCAGCUCCUCAGACUACCUGUCACAGGGGGGUCAUUUAGCACCAUCAGGGAGUGAAGACCAAGGGCGGCUUGGAUACCAUCCCUUCUCCAGGCCCCGCCCACCUAUCCUCCCUUUUCGCAGAUCCUCAGCAGAACCCCGAGCUUCCUCCUCGAGCCCUAGUCUCUCAGAAUCUCCUGGGGAUUAAAGAACCAGACGGACAGAGAGAAAAGAAAUUUCCUGCUCCGACGAGCAGCUCCGGUGUCUUCGAGGGCUAGGGGCAAGCUGCUCCAAAGCUCUCCAACGAGAACCUCUGGGCAAGGCAGAUGAAACUGGAGCUCCCGGGGUUCCGACGAACCCAGUCAGAGCGAAGAGGUGUAUCGUGGCGAGGUGUCAUCGAAAAGCAUGGAGUAUUCCCGCCUAUAUGCUAAACUCCGAGGCUAAACCUAGAGAAAAAGAAGAUACGGACGGGAACCGAGAUUGGAGUUCAGGAGGAGGUGAGGAGGUACUGUCCGCGGUUCUGAACUAGGUCCUAUUAGCCAGACAUAGAGAAAAUUUCCGACUUGCGGAACCACUCCUUAGAAGUCAGGUUCGAUCCCCGAGGGGGCGGGAAGAUUUGGAGGAGGGGGGUGGGGAAAGCGACUGCUGCCUUGGAAAAGCGCCGGAAGCUGCACCAACGUGUUGAAAUCUACCUGCAAAAAGUGCUCCCAGCAAUUCGACUGUCUGAGAUUUUCUCCUAAGGGAGUUCAUCCUUGGAGGUUUCCUCGAAAGAAGGGGCGCAGUCCUUGUCGGAGAGAAAAGCUUCAUCAGGCCGGAGUCUGAGAACAUGCCUGCUCUCAGUAGCUUGUUUUCCUUGGCUUCCCUCAUGCUCAUCUGCUGUGUGCAUGUUUGCUUUCCAGUUUGUGUGGAAGUCCCUUCUGAGACAGAAGCAGUCCAGGGCAAACAGAUGAAACUUCGGUGCAUCUCCUGCAUGAAGAGGGAAGAAGUCACAGCCAGUACUGUGGUGGAAUGGUUUUACAGGCCAGAGGGCGGUAAAGAUUUCCUUAUCUACGAGUUCCGAAAUGGUCACCAGGAAGUCGAGAGCCCCUUCCAAGGCCGCCUGCAGUGGAAUGGGAGCAAAGACCUACAGGAUGUCUCCCUCACUGUGCUCAAUGUCACACUGAAUGACUCUGGUAUCUACACCUGCAAUGUCUCCCGGGAGUUUGAAUUUGACUCACACCGUCCCUUUGUGAAGACCACAAGGCUCAUCCCCCUCAAAGUCACUGAGGAAGCUGGAGAGGACUUCACCUCGGUGGUCUCAGAAAUCAUGAUGUACAUCCUCCUUGUCUUCCUCACUUUGUGGCUACUCAUCGAGAUGAUUUAUUGUUACAGGAAGGUUUCCAAGGCUGAGGAGGCAGCUCAGGAAAAUGCGUCUGACUACCUCGCCAUUCCAUCAGAGAACAAGGAGAAUUCGGCAGUGCCAGUGGAGGAAUAGGAGAAAUGGGGUGGUCUGAUGUCUGACGGGCCCAGAUUCUUCACUAUGGAUGAUGUCAACAGCUUCAGGACGGGACCCAGGGACUACCAGUUUUCAUCCAUCCAUCUAUUCAUCAACCAUCAGGCUUUGCUAUUUGGCUCCACUCUGAGCUCCACACACUGAAGGAUACCUACUUUGAUGGAUAAGUCAAGGGACCACCAUCUUACUCUGGGCUUGGUCUUUCCCCAGCCUAAUCUCAUACUAUAACAGUAGAUACAACUCCUUUUGCUCCGCAUGGCUUUUUAUAAUGCUGGUAGCAACUCCUCUUCCUCUACUCCUUCAUUAUUGUUCACCUGGGUCUGGCCCCCACUCACUGCUGGACAAGAAGGAACAUUGUCUGCUCUUCUGCUUUCCCUUCACUUCCCCACUCACAACUGCACAAAUUAGGUCUAGUCCCUCUACCAUUGGAUGUAAAAGGGCAUCAUGUGGUUGGCUCUAAUGUCUUAGCAGAAAUAGGAUGCUUCUCCUAUCCCAGAAGUGAUCCAAACAAGCCCAAUAUGAAGAGUAGCAUGAACUCAGAUUCCUUGGAGAGGCAUUUCUGAAUUUACCAGACCAUCAGGUUUGGGGUCAGAACAGAGUAGUUUUUCUGGACCACACAGGUCAGAAAGAAAGGACAGUGUGUGCUAGAAUAUCUUCUGGAACCUUGAGUCCUAGGGAUGGAUCUCAUUGUAUUCCUUGGCCCUAGGCUUUUCCCAGACAUUUACUAAGUAGUAGUUGGGACUAUUUAAUAAGGGUUCCUCUUGGCAAUAUUAUACUUAAUGUCACUUACCUUAUCUUUAGUCUUCCUAAUAAAAGUGUGGGGGACUGAGAAGAGGACUGGUAGCAGAGACUGGUAGCAAUUUUAGUAGCUUUUUAAAGUCAGAUACCUCAUUCCCUGACCAUGUUGGGAAAAUAUGCCUGUUUCUCAACUUCUCCUGGUUUUUCUCCCCACAGUGGGAUUUGGAGCAAUCAUCCCUUUUAUUGACAUUGAGAAACAGGAGGGAAUGCUUUUGUGAGUCAGUGUUGUUUUACACAAGAUAGUGGAUGUUCAAAGAGCAAAAAAGACUUACAUGGGAUCCCAGAGUACUUCGAAGUCGAAAUAGAAUGAGCUUCGGUGAGUUGACUAGUGCUCCCUUGGAAUGUUUUCACUUGUGUGAAGACUACAGAACUAGGCUUUGUGGUGGUCACACCCCCAUCACGUUUGGAGGAUGUGUACUAGUUAUUGACCACUCCUGAAGAACUCCAGUUAAAAGUAGUGUCAAUUCUUCAAUAAACAUGGAAUGGAAGAAAAUGAACCCCAAAUACAGUGGAAAUGGGUUGGCUUAGAGUAUACUGCAAUAAGAACUUUCCAUUUUUAUUUUUAUGUGACUAGAACAAGUCUCAGGGGCUCAAUCACUCCUUCCCUAAAGAUCUUUAAAAUGGGAGAAAUGGCCUAAGAUCAUAGAAUUGUAGGAUUUAGAGGUAGAAGAGACCGUAGAGAUCUUCUAUAUACCAGUUACCCUUAUUUUACAGAUGAGAAGACUAGGAAGCCCAGAAUGGUUAAUGAUUCAGGGAGUACAUGGCAGUUAUGGGCCUAAUGCAAUGGUAUGAAGGUGGAUGAAUAGAAUAGUUGAUCUCUUAAGAUUCCUUCUAGUAAUCUGUGGGGCUCCCUCAUAGAUAGAAGUAGGCUUUUGCUUUCUAGUUUUUCUACUCCCAGGUAGAAUAAACCAAAUUAGAUAGGAAAAGCUUGGCCUAAAACCCCCAAAACCAAACCAAACCAAACCAAAAAAGUACCUCAAAUGUAAAGUGUUAAGUGUUUGUUCCUGAAGUAAUGCUCAUCUGACCUAGUGGAGAGACAGAGGAUCAUUAUCAGCUGGGGGAAAAGGCUGUUAAUGGCUUUUUCCCUUAGGGAGUUUUCUUUGGGUUUGUGUGGAGGACAACACUGUUGGCAUUGGACCCAGAUUGACCAUCCCCUUUAUUGCUCUGGAAGUUAUUGCCCUAAAGUACUCCUUAUUGCAAUACUCAGAAGUCUGAUUUUCAUGAUAUUUCCUCUCACUGAACUCAAACUUCUUCAUAUACAUAACCUUCCACAAGGCCCCUCUCUGACCUUCAGGUGGGAAGCAAAGAUUUUUCUCCUCAUUUUAUGGAGAGGGAAAUAGACCCAGAGGAAUACAAUGGGUACAGUGAGUUGCCCACAAAUAUUAGGUGAGUAGGUAGCAUUAACCUCCAGUCCAGGGAUCUAGCUAUUAGAUCAUCCUUACCCUUCGAUAUCAGUAGUAAGUAGGAGAGUCUAGAAACUCUAGGCCAGUGAAACUUCAAUUCAGUUUCUGAAAAAACAAAAGGACUGUGGGCAAACAUAAUAGUGAGUUAAUUAUGUAGUGCUUUAAGAUUUGUAAAGCACUUGUAACAAAGAUUAUUUGAUCCUCACAACAAUUCUGGCAGACAGGUGCUGUUGUUAUCUUCAUUUUAAGGAUAGAGAAACCAAGGUGCAGAGCUAUUAAAUGUGUAAGGCUGGAUUUGUACUUGAGUCUUCCUGACAUUAGGACAAGUGCCCCACCUAACCACCCAACAUCUAGAAAAGGAAGUGAUUACCAAGGGUCAGGAUAGGUUCAUCAAGAACAGGUUAUACUAAUCUUAUCAGACUAGGUGACCACUAAGGUGCCUUUCAGCUCUAAAUCUGUGAUCCUAGGACUCUUUGGGGGGAGAUAUACUUAAAGCAGGAGCACUUUAAAAAUAUGGCUUUGUUGACAAAGUGUCUCAUUUUGCUUGUGUGGAAAAGAUGGCGAUAUAGGCUUAGUUAGAUGGAUUUGAAACAGGUUGAAAGGUCAGAGGCAAAGAACAGUCAUUUUAAGUAAUGGUUCUAUGUCAACUUGGAAGGAUGUUUCCAGUCUUUUCUUGGCUAAUAUUUUUUAAACUGAUGCCUCAAAUAAAGGCAUAUGUGGCCUGUUUAUCAAAUCUCUGGAUGACACAAAGCUGGAAGGGAGGGAUGCUUUGCACAUAGGAUGACAUAUUUAUCCAAAAGGAUCUUGACAGGCUGGAUCAGUGGGCCAGAUCUGACUUCAAAAAGUCAACUUCCCAAGUACAAUGUGGCUAGAGGAAAGUUCAUCCAAAGAUCUUGGGGAUUACUGUGGAAUACCAGAUUGCUAUGAGUCACCAGUGUGAUCUUAGGCUGUAUGUAGUGCAUCCACACACAAUGUCCAAACCUAGGAGAAUGAUACUCUUUAUAUUCAUUGCCCAGAUCUGGUCACCUUUCCUUCUAGGCACCACAUUUUAGGAAGGAUACCAAUUAACUAGAGAGUAUCCAGGAGAUGGCAACAAGGAUGGUGAAAAUAGCAUAUGAAGAUCAGCUGAAGGGACUGGGAAUGUGUAACCUGGAGAAAAGAUUUGGGAGAUUUUUACCUUCAAGUAUUUGAAGGUAGCUAUUUAACAUUGUGGGUUUAACAUUGUUCUGCCUACCCCCAGAAGGAGGAACUAGGAACAAUGGGGUGGAACUUGAAGACAGAAAUCCAAGCUUGAUGUUCUUAAUGAUAAGACCUAUCCCAAAGUGGGAUGGACUGUCUAGGAAGGCUGUGGGUUUCAAAUGAGAUAUUAGUAAAGCACUUAGCACAAUGCCUGACACACAGUAGGCACUUAAUAACUUCUUGUUCCUUUCUCCUCCCCCCUCAGUUGACUUAAUCAGGAAAUGUAGAUUCUUUCUGGGAGAUGGGUUGGAUUGAAUGGCUUCUGGGAUCUCUUCUGUUUCUGACAUUCUGAACAUACUUGUCUUGUUCAGAUAAAGCUCCCCAAUCCAAUGCACACAGUAUUUCCUGGGUGGCUUGUAAAGGACCUGGUAGUUCCAGGUUCAUUCUUCAUUCCUUUCAUGCCUACUUCCCUUUCACUUCCCACUGAUUCAAAAUUAGUUUCCUUCUCUAAGGUGUGGGGGUUCUCAUUCAGCCUUUCAUCAGAUCAUAAGAUGCAGGUGUUCCCAUUCAGCCUUUCCUCACUGCUUCUUUCCUCCCUAUUUCAAACACAAAACAAAAAUUUAAUUCCCUUUUUCCUUUCCCAGUUGUUCAUCCUCACUGCUUCCUGUUCCCUUCUCCACAGCAUCUUUUACUUCACCUUUGUGAUCCUUGGCUCCUUCUCCUUCCAUUCUCCUGUUAAACCACACUAUUUAUGAACCUUACCAUCUCCUGGGACUUCCCUUCUCAAGAUCUGCUUUGAAAAUCCUCCUCUCCUCUCCUUAGCUCCUCUCUCUAUGUCCUCCCCCAUUUUAUCUCCCACAUUUUUCAUAGGAUUAUGGGAUUUAGAACCACUGAAUGGGACCUGAGAAAUCAUCCUCGUUUUACUGAAGAGCCUGGGGCCUAGAGGACUCUCCUAAGGUUACAAAGGUAAUAAGUAGCAUAGCCAGGAAUGGAUCCCCCCCUCCAAAAGUUAAUUGUAAUCUUAGGGUGCCUUGAAACCCACAAUGUCUAGAAUAUGGGAGGAGGUAGUCCUGCUAUCUUCUGCUUUGAAUAGUGUGUUUGGUUCCAGGCAUCACAUUUUAAGGAAGGCACUGAUAAAAGGUGGAAAGUGCCCAGAGAAAAGCAAACAGGAUUGUGAAGGGCUCUAAGAUCGUCACUGGAGGUUCAGUGAGGAACUGAGGAUGGUUAACCAGGAGUACAAAAGGCUAGGGGUGGGGGAACAAAAGCAGUCUCAUUUUGCUUGGCCCCAGAGGAGAGUUGCAGAGACAGAUUUCAGCUGCAUGUAAAAGAUUGCUGGCAAUAAGAGCUCUCCAAAAGUGGAUAGCACAUGCUGCGGUGUAGGCAGCCUGUCGCUGAUGCUUCCUGUGUGGCCUUGGACAGGUCACUUAAUUUCUCUCAGCCUCAAUUUCCUCAUUUGUAAAAUGGAGAUAAUAAAAGCACCUACCUCACAGGGUUAUAAGAAACCAACAAGGAUAAUCCGUCUAAAGAGCUUUGCAAACCUUAAAAUGUUAUAUAAGCAUCAGCCAUCACUAGUCUAGAGUCACAUAUUAUUAGAGGUCUUCAUGAGAAGCUAGAUGGGAAAGGUGCAAGGGGGAUUCUUAAUCAGGUAUAGGGUGAACUAGAUGACCUCUGGGACCCUUCCGACCCUGAAAUUCAGUAUGCUGUGCUGACCUUGUAGGAAUCUCUGAUACACCUCAUUUCUGUGGCCUUUCUCUUUUAUGUGAAUCCAUCAGUGCAGAGUAUGUACCAGCCGCUUCAAGCCCUUACCCAACCAUCCCUGCUUCUGCCCCCUGCCCCAACAGACCCAAGGGCCAAUUUUUGCUACUCCAUAAGCUUUUGCCUGUUAUGGGGUUGAUUUUUAAAGGGCUCAAGGGCUAGCUUGUUCAUCACCCUCAGCAUCCUAUCUGCUAAUCCAGUGUGUUGAACUAUUUCCCACGGCUUAUGUCCUCACAUCCAAGAUGGGUUUUGCCUGGGAGGUUGAUCCCACUGCCUAACUUGGUCAUGAACUUAACUGUUCGACUUGACAACACCGAGGCUGUGACUUCUAGGACUCUCCGGUCAGCGCUGCACCCAACCCAAACCCCUAUCAGAGCAACUUCUAAUUGGUCAUGGCUGAAACUCCAGGCCAUUUUGCCACCCCUCUUCCUUCAUUCUGCCAGUUUUUAAUCUAUUUAGGAGCAUUAACCCUCAAGCUAUUUAUCCUAUGUUUUUGCUCUCUUUCUGUAUUUGGGACUGCCUAGCAAUACUGAGAGAAAGUGACUUGUUUAUAGCCCCUAGAUGCUGUGUGUACAUUUUAUGUGAAGGUGGGAGUGGCUAAGAGAAGUUAUAAACCUCCUUUCCUCCCUCCCUCCCACCCUCCCCUUUGAGCUCUUCUACCCUCCCAACUAAACCAGAGCACCAGUUCAAGAAGGAAACAUCUUUUUAGUCAGGGAUAGCAUGCUAUGUUGACUGGAAGUGGAAAUCAGAGACGAGCAGCUUCCAGUGGGUUAUUUAGUCCCUUCUUGUCUCCCCAUUCUCUUUCCUGAUACAGUGUGUUAGUGAAUGGAAGUGGUCUUCCUCUGGAGAUGGCUGCAUAAUUCAAGGGUUCCUGCCAUCAGCAAGCAUCUUGGGCUGCUUGUCCUUUGUCUUAACACACUUUAAUAACCAUAUGUUUUAGCCAAGAUCUGGAGGAUGCAGAUCCUGAACCAUUCCCCAUCCCUAGGUAGGGAGAUAAUUUUCUCCAUUUCACUGAACCUGCAAUAAGACAUAGUACAGACAAAUGCUUUCAUAAGCCAGUCUCUGUGGAGUGAACUUGUUCAAUGACAAGGUUUCUGGGUCUAUGAGCCAGCUGACUUUCAGUGGCAAUGACACCUGAGGCCCUCACUAGGCAGGGUGUGGGAAAGCAAAAGGGAAUGUGUUCAUGUAUUUGUAGGAUGAUGUCAACCACUCUCACAGACCUUUGUAGUCUGAAAAAAAUGGUAUUUUUCCAUUUUAGUCUUCCUUAUGUUGCUGUUUCUGACUUCUGUUUAGCAAUGUUGUCCCCAGCCAUCCCAGCAUACACAACCUGACACCAUCCUCAGUGUACAUAAUGUUUUAAAAUCCACUCCCUGUUCAAUCCAAUAAAGGUGUCUCUUAAAAACAGCUUACCCUGGCUUGGAUCUACUCUGUGCAACUACUG
Dromiciops gliroides (monito del monte) is the source of this 8102-nucleotide messenger RNA. It is a transcript of the gene SCN3B, whose product is annotated as sodium voltage-gated channel beta subunit 3. Gene Ontology annotation, cellular component: voltage-gated sodium channel complex. Lineage: Eukaryota; Metazoa; Chordata; Mammalia; Microbiotheria; Microbiotheriidae. The transcript has 6 exons. Gene Ontology annotation, biological process: sodium ion transport; regulation of heart rate by cardiac conduction; ventricular cardiac muscle cell action potential. Gene Ontology annotation, molecular function: sodium channel regulator activity. Bases 861 to 1508 code for a protein of 215 amino acids. The record is from RefSeq and is a predicted model, not a curated record.